UUCAUUAUCAAUUGUGUCUGUGCAGUGCGAUGUCCAUCAACGCUGAUCGUGUCACUGACAACCUUCGCAUGGAAUGUUCAAUAUGUCACCGGUCUUUCACAAAGCCGAAAGCACUACCCUGCUUACACACGUUUUGUGAAGAGUGUCUGAGAUCAUAUAUUGCCAGCAAUCCGGAUUCAGAACAUGCCCGCGGUGGAGUACCCUGUCCAGCAUGUAGACAGCCUAUUUACAUUCCAGCUGGCGGUGUUUCGGAAUUACCAGACAAUCCACUGGCUUUGAUGAUAACUCAUAACUUUAUUGGUCAAGACACAGGGGAACUUCCGCCCAGCUACCAGACACUUUUCGGGGAAAAGGCUUUCGACCCAGAGGCCAGUGAUGUUAGCUUUGUUGACAACCCGAGCGUUGCGAAAUUAGUUCAUUCCUUUGGAUCACAUGGAUCAAAUGAAGAGCAGUGUACGUUUUUGUCUGGAUUGGCAAUCAAUGAAAUUACCAACGAAAUCGUAGUCACUGACUGUUCCCUAAAUAAGGUCACUAUCUUCUCGCUCAAAGGUCAAUUCAAACGUAGUUUUGUGUGUAAUUGCUCAAUAAGGGAUGUAUGUGUCACAGCACAGGGGACGUUGUUGUUGUCAGUUAGCAGAUCAGGAUCAGCACUUCUUCGAGAAUAUCAUUCGGAUGGAAGAUUGGUGGGUGUAUAUGGAUCACACUAUCAUUAUGAAAAUCCAUAUGGAGUAGCUAUGGAUUCCAUGCAAAGAGUCGUCGUCACCAGCCUCGAGAAAAACAUGAUACAUUUGCUCACCGAACAGAAGCGACCAUCUAUAAAUUUUGGUUCAAAAGGUUCGGGUCCUAAUCAUUUCUUUCAGCCUUAUUACGUCACUGUGAACGGGAGGGAUGAUGUCGUUGUUUCUGACUCGGGAAAUCAUAGGAUUAAGGUUCAUGGUUUAAAUGGCCAAUUGAAAUUGAUUGUUGGUGGUCAAGGCCACAGAGAAGGCCAGUUCUUCUAUCCUUUGGGUUUGUGUGUGGAUAAAUGGGACAACAUAUAUGUAGCCGACUCGAAUAAUUACAGAGUGCAGUCCAGAAUGUUGGAGGUGGUAUAUCAUUUUGAACGUGAGCCAAGAACAAAUAAUGUGAAGGUCGCUCGUUCUUAUCUAUUUUGAAACAAAGUACGACUGCUUAAAACAAGGACAUUCAACUUAUUUACGUCUGUGAGGGAUCGGCUGAUUAAAGUACGAAACGAUUAGACCAGAUAUUUCUUGUAGUAAUGGGAUAUUCAAAUGUAAUCACCAAGAAUCAUGUUCCUGAAUCUCUGCUAUAGUUUGCAUAUUUCGAGAGUGUUAGUAUGCUAAUUCUUAGUAAGGAUGUAAUUAUAGUGAGCGCGUAUGAACAUAUUCAGUAACAUUAGAAUCUUGAAACUUUAGCAUCUGCGUUUUCGAAGAGGGGUUGUAUUGUUUUUGUUGUUGUAUGUUAAUUUGUUUUUACUUUACCUUUUGAAAGAGAGUGUCACUUUAAAUAACACAACACAUCAUUACCAUAAUUUUAUAUAAUUGUAACCAUUAAAUGAAAUGGCUUUCUGAAUAAUUAUGAAUAAUACAUUGAAAUUUUUUAUUAGAUCUAAUAGCAGAUUGUUAGACUAGCUUAUCCAGUGUGUACAUGAUGCGUUAAUGCAUUUAUUAUGUAAAUGUCUAACGAAAGUCGUGGGUUGUGCGGUGUCUAUCUAGAUUUCCAUUAAAAAUCAAAUAUUGAUCGCUGUUAAAAGCACAAUCCAGAUCUUUCACAUGUAUCUCAAAUGAAGUAAGAAAAGGGACUUAACGUCCAACUGUUCUGCACCGACUGGGCUAAUGAAGACGGGGAUACGCCAUACAGUGUGCUAUGAGGAGAAGUUUGUCGGGACAUCGGCACUCUCUUUUCUUGCAACACUGACAAGCGGGAACAACACUGAAAAAUCCCGAUCGACUUUCUCUGCUCACACAUGGAUCGAAUACGGGGCCUCCGGGUUAGCGAGCUAACGUCUUAUUUACUGAGCCACCACUGCUCCUACGCAUGUAUCUCAAUACAUACUAAAUAGGUAUAUACUGUUAUAAGGUAAUCAAGCACAUUAAGAAUCUGAAUUAUUAUUACUUUAUUUAUCUAAAACACAAAGAUGGAUGUGCAAAAUCAAUAGAAAAUCAGUUCAAUUUUAAAUGGCCAGGACUCUAUGACUACUCUCAGUUUUGGAAACCUGUGCCUGAUGCUUUUGAUAUGUGUCAAUAAAAUAUGAUUUAACCGAAACUGAAGUUAACAAUUGAUAGAUUUUAAUAAUGUUUUAAACAAUAAUGUUUUUCAAUAAAAGUACUUUUGAUGGUUUUGGUCUUACAAUCUUUAUUUAUCAUUUAUUUCAUUUAUUUCUUCAUGUAAUAUUUACACAUACAAUAACCAAGUUGAACUGUGCAAUAUCACCUGAAAUGAUAUUAUUAUUAUUGAUAAAUAUUAAGCCCGUGAUGUUGGCAGGUUUUCUGAAAGGUAGAAGUUUAAUAAACCUUUCCCUCCGAGACGUUUUUGGAAUGUUAUGAAAUACAAGAGUCUCUGUGUUAAUGUUAUUAAAGACAUUUCAUAUACAUUAGAUCAAUAAAAUAAAACUGUUUAUGUUACAAUUUAUCGUUAAUAUAUUCAUUUUAUUUUGAUAAUAUAUUUUUCACAAUUAUUAAUGUUAUUAUAUAUAUAAAAAAAGGCGCCAUAAUUUAAUUAUAUGUAUUUUUUGUACAUUAUUGUAUGUGCGUUGUACCAUGUUAUUUUGUUAUUGCUCAAAAUUAUUUUGUAAUCUUGUUUCUGUGGGUAAAACCUGCAUAUAUUCUCUUUUUUCUUUAUGAAAUAAAACACCUUGACCUAUA
This is a messenger RNA of Patella vulgata (common limpet), 2864 nucleotides long. Its product is annotated as tripartite motif-containing protein 2. Gene Ontology annotation, molecular function: ubiquitin protein ligase activity; protein binding; translation repressor activity. The record is from RefSeq and is a predicted model, not a curated record. Bases 30 to 1154 code for a protein of 374 amino acids. Gene Ontology annotation, biological process: protein polyubiquitination; negative regulation of translation; proteasome-mediated ubiquitin-dependent protein catabolic process. The transcript has 2 exons. NCBI's taxonomy places the organism in Eukaryota, Metazoa, Mollusca, Gastropoda, Patellidae.